GUUCUCUCCGCAGGCGACAACAUCAUCGGCCGUUAUGCCGGUGCCGUUUCUUGUAUUAGGGGUGAGAAGAGACGAAACUCCAUCUGAAGAAAUAGAAGAAAGCAAACCAACACCGACGCCGGCGGGAGAAGGAGAAGAAGAGGAGCAAGAUGAUGAGCAAGAGAAAAAAGAAUCAGACGAAGUUCCGGAGGAAACGGGUUCUUCUGGAACGGUGAGAUGGUGUGCAGUAAGGGAUGAAUUCGAUGAUUGCAAGAACUAUCUCACACUCCUGAAUCAGAUCGAUGGUUACACAUGGAAAUGUGUAAAAAGAGAAACAACUCAAGAAUGUUUGGAUUCAGUAAAGAAAGGGGAAGCAGAUUUGAUAAACUUGGAUGCAGGAAUGGCUUACAUUGCAUUCUUGAAGUAUUCUAUGAAAGCCAUUGCCAACGAGGUUUACUGCAAUCAUGCUGAAAGUUUUGAUGCCGUUGCUGUCAUAAACAGAAAGGCCUGUUCUGAAAGAGAGGUGACUAGCAUAAUGGAUUUCAAGGGUGGGAGAUCUUGCCAUGGAAGUUACUCAACUGCUUCAGGGUGGAACUAUCCUGUUAAUCAUCUCAAGGAACUGGUUGGUUCAAAAGAAAAGGAUGUUGAUGAGUUAGUCAGCGAUUUCUUCUCUAGCGUUUGUGCACCAUCAGAAUUUCCAGGGACAGGAAUCUGUAGCGGGUGUGGAAGUGAGAAUGGCUCAUGUCACACCAACAGUUUGUACUCAGGUGAUUCUGGAGCUUUUCGGUGUCUGGUUGAGGAAUUGGGGGAUAUUGCAUUUGUCCGAGGAGAUACUGCAUUGCUCUACUCUAUGGAGGGCCCCCAAAACCAAACAUGGUCAACAAAGUCCAUUAGAGAUUUCAUGUAUCUUUGUCCACAAGAUGGUUGCCAGGAAAUCAAUGGUUAUCCUGGAUCAUGCUCAUUUGGAACUGUUCCAGCAAAUGUCAUAAUGGCAAGUAACUCCAUUUCCAGAAAGAAAAGGUCAGUAGUGUUGAAGACACUGCUUAACGUUACCCGGGGUGACACUCUUUACACUUGGAAGAAUGGCGGUGGUCAUCUACUUAGUUCCAGUGCUCAAGGAAUAUAUAUGGUUAAUAAGGUCACCAGGUCAUAUCUUGGGGUGUCAGCUUCCAUUUCACAGAGCAUACAAGAAUUAAACAAAAUGGUCCAAAACAGCUCAUCAACAAUAAAUUCAACUUCAGAUGUUUCUUCUUCCUUAACGAGAAAUGCUCAACAUCUAAGGAUUGUUGCUGCCUGCUCAAUCAUAGUUGGACUCAUGUUUCAGGUAUUCUCUACAUGGUAGAAAGAGGAACAUAAACAUUUUGAAAGUCAACAACAAUGUAUCAAUGUAUUUUUCCACAAAGUUCUUGUAUUGAGAUGAGAAAAGAAGGUAGAAAAUUUAGUACUACAAUUACAAAGAUCAACAGAUGCAA
This is a messenger RNA of Telopea speciosissima, 1451 nucleotides long. Its product is annotated as serotransferrin-like. The coding region runs from base 35 to 1321 and encodes 428 amino acids. NCBI's taxonomy places the organism in Eukaryota, Viridiplantae, Streptophyta, Magnoliopsida, Proteales, Proteaceae. The record is from RefSeq and is a predicted model, not a curated record. Gene Ontology annotation, biological process: iron ion transport. Gene Ontology annotation, cellular component: early endosome; recycling endosome; plasma membrane. The transcript has 7 exons.